Solea solea (common sole) is the source of this 902-nucleotide messenger RNA. RefSeq names its product inner mitochondrial membrane peptidase subunit 2 (gene immp2l). Gene Ontology annotation, cellular component: membrane; mitochondrial inner membrane peptidase complex. The coding region runs from base 60 to 602 and encodes 180 amino acids. Gene Ontology annotation, molecular function: serine-type endopeptidase activity. Lineage: Eukaryota; Metazoa; Chordata; Actinopteri; Pleuronectiformes; Soleidae. The transcript is spliced from 6 exons. The record is from RefSeq and is a predicted model, not a curated record. Gene Ontology annotation, biological process: mitochondrial respiratory chain complex assembly.
GACCCGGGCGAGGUCGCGUGACAUCAACAGGAAGACGGAGCUCGCGCUGCCGGGAGGUGAUGGCUCAGCGGGCGACGGCCAGGUGGCGCUACCUGCGGGCGUUCGUCAGCGGCCUCUUCGUGGCCGUCCCCGUCACGGUCACUGUCCUGGAUCGAUUUGCCUACGUUGCUCGAGUGGAAGGAGCAUCGAUGCAGCCGUUCCUGAACCCAAGCAGCGGCUCGGACUGUGACGUCGUCCUCCUGAACCGCUGGACUGUGAGGAACCACGAGGUCCAACGAGGAGACAUCGUCUCUGUCAUGUCCCCGAGGAACCCACAGCAGAAGAUCAUCAAGCGCGUCAUCGGCCUGGAGGGAGACUUCAUCAGGACGCUGAGCUACAAGAACAGAUACGUCCGCGUCCCUGACGGUCACUUCUGGAUCGAGGGCGAUCACCACGGCCACAGUCUGGACAGCAACAGCUUUGGACCGGUCUCUGUCGGGCUCCUUCACGGUCGAGCGUCUCACAUCAUCUGGCCGCUGAAUCGUUGGCAGCAAAUCAAACGUUCACUGCCUCCAAACAGAGGACCAGUGGAGACUGAGGAGGAGGAGGAGGAGGGGGGAUGAAGGCACACACACACACACACACACACAGGACUCUGCAUUGACUUCCAUUCAUUUAUUCAGACUAAACAAAACCUCAUCACUAACUUUAACCAGUUCCUCAGAAAUGAGGUUCUGCCUCAUUAGGAUCAGGUUUUGGUUUCCAUGACUGGUGGUCCUGACAAGGUCACUGUUUAUGACACACACACACACACACACACACGUCUUCCUGCUGGUGUGACUCUCAUGAGUCAUGUGAUGACGUUGCAGGUGAAUGGAGCUAAUGACAGAAUGUGAGAAAUAAACAGGAUUUUGAUGAUCGAU